GUUGUCACGUCAACUGUCAUUUGGAAAAUGACACUGUCAUUAUUGUUUGUAAAGUUUAAAAAUUAGUAAAAUUACUGAAAAAACAUUGAUCAAAAAAUCUUAAAACUAAAAAGAAUGUCUCGUAAAAGAGAUAUAUCAAGAGAAGAAAUCGCGAAACAGUUCCUUUUACCAGAGAGGCAAUCUAAAAUUGAUACACUUUUAAAACAAGAUGGUCAAGCUUACUGUAUUUGCAGAUCUUCAGAUUCAUCUAGGUUUAUGAUAGCCUGCGAUGCCUGUGAAGAGUGGUACCAUGGAGAUUGUAUAAAAAUUUCCGAGAAAGAAGCAAAACUUAUAAAACAGUAUUACUGCAUUAGAUGUAAAGAUGAAGACCCUACUUUAGUAACACGUUGGAAAACGAAAAAAGAACAUGAAGAGUCUUUAUUUGGGGUUCAAGAAGAACGAAAAUCUAGAAAACGCAAGGAUCGUGCCGAAAAUAAAACUGACAAGAAAGUAAAAAAAUGUGGAGAAUGUAUGGCUUGUUACAGAACUGAAGAUUGUGGUCGAUGUGAUGUUUGUACAAGAAAAAACAGACAUGGCUCUUCAAAGAAUAGAGAGAGGUGCAAACAGAGGAUCUGUUUGAAUACAUUAGGAGGAUCCAGAAGGAAAAGACGAGAUUCGAGUUCAGAUAAAGACCAGUCUCAUAAUGAUCACUUAAAAACUGACUACCCCAGACAAUGCUACGGUCCCAAAUGCAUCAACAGCGCCCGUUAUGGAUCCAAAUACUGCUCAGAUCAAUGCGGCAUGACUUUGGCGAGAACCAGAAUCCUUCAGGCUCUUCCGCAACGUUUGCAAGAAUGGGCUUUGAGUCCGUCUUGCGCAGAAGAACAUAAUAUUAAAGCGCUCGAUCAAGUGCGAAAGCAGCAAGUGGAAGUCCAACAGAUCCUCCAAGAGUUGGAUAAACGUCACAAAGAGUUGGACAUCAUCGUGGAAAGGGCAAAAAACGCGUCCAUCGAUCCGAAUCAAGAAAACGAAAACGAAGACGAUUCAGAAAUAUCGACUUACUGCGUCACUUGCGGACAUGAAAUUCAUUCGCGUACCGCCAUCAAACACAUGGAGAAAUGUUUCAAUAAAUACGAAUCUCAGGCUUCUUUCGGAUCCAUAUUUAAAACGAGAAUUGAAGGCAACAACAUGUUCUGCGACUUUUACAAUUCCAUCAACCGAACUUACUGCAAGCGAUUGCGAGUACUGUGCCCCGAACACUGCAAGGAUCCGAAAAUAACCGAAUACGAAGUGUGCGGUUGUCCGUUGGUCGUCAACGUGUUUUCGCCGACCGGAGAGUUCUGCAGGGCCCCCAAGAAGUCCUGCACCAAGCAUUUCGUUUGGGAGAAACUCCGUCGGGCUGAGAUCGAUUUGGAGCGAGUGCGUCAGUGGUUGAAGAUCGACGAGCUGUUGGAGAAGGAGCGUCAAAUUAGGACCAGCAUGGCGAGUCGGGCUGGUGUCUUGGCUUUGAUGUUGCACAGCACUUACAAUCACGAGUUGAUGGAGAGGAUCGCCGCGCAAGGUUUGCAGAACGUGCCACGGGAUAAGCAGGUGAAUUCCAGAUAUAGUUAGAUAGUAGUGUUAAAAUUUGUAUGGCAGAAAAUGAGGGGAUUAAUAUAUUCAUUACCGCACUGCGUGUGGUAAAACGACUUUUAACAGCACUCAAAUUAGUUUGAUAAUGACAUCAGUGUAGACAUAUAUUUUAUUUACAUAAAAUUGAUACAGUGGCAAUUUAAUCAAUUGGUACAGUACUUUAGGUGCAAGAAAAGUUGACUUGAAACUUAACGUCACAAUGAAAUUUUAAAAUAAGACUAAUAUUGAUAAAUUUGUUCAUUAAAUUGGGAUUUAUUUUAGGUGUAAAUGAAUUGUCUGCAUUUUAUUUAAUGCAAAUGGAAAUAUUUCUUCUAAUUUUUGGAUUUAGCUAGCUUCCAAAAGGUAAUUCUUUAAUUUCUUAUAGUUGCACCAUUUUUCUGUCAUAAAUUAUUCAUAUUUUGAUGAGAGAUACUUAAAACUUAAUAUAAUUAGCAUUAUUGUAAGUUGAUUAAUAAAAAAAUUAUAACAUU
Molecule: messenger RNA, 2081 nt
Organism: Psylliodes chrysocephalus
Lineage: Eukaryota; Metazoa; Arthropoda; Insecta; Coleoptera; Chrysomelidae
Source: the annotation of a GenBank genome assembly